This is a messenger RNA of Schistosoma curassoni, 2277 nucleotides long. NCBI's taxonomy places the organism in Eukaryota, Metazoa, Platyhelminthes, Trematoda, Strigeidida, Schistosomatidae. The record is from the annotation of a GenBank genome assembly.
GUUUUAAUGUGUUGGUUAUUAAAUGGCGGAACCGAGUGCGAUGCUUUGUGACUAUGAUUCUUCAUUGGUUAGUACAAUUUUUACCAUUAAGCUUUAUAAUCGUUGUCCUAACAGCAGUCUUCGGAUGAUGGGAGUGUUGAAGAGACACGAAGGAGUUCAAAGAGCCCUUUGAUAUCCCAGGUAAUACGCGUUCAAAAUGCAUAAUAAAGUUGCUAAGUGAAUAGUAACAUUGAAUAUGAGUGGAUAUUUGAUAACACUAGUUAAUAGAUAAUACUUUCAGGACGAAAGUGAUUUAGAAUAGCUCUUGUUUGGUCUUUACUAGAAGUCCGGGUUUCAUUGCUCAAAGAUAAUAGAACCAUUUGGUUAUUUGGUUCUCUUAACCUUCCCUGUCUUAUUCUUGCAGAGCAGUGUAAUAUAUUUAGUAAAACAGGCUAUUAACUAAGGUGUCCAAGGCAUGACUCGUAUUCGGCUUUGAAACGUAUCGAGUGUAGCUGUCUCAUAAAAGAGGCAUGGUUUGUCCCGUGUUAAACACGUGACGUUUCCAUUACUCUGAAUUUCGAAACCAAUUUACCAGACUAACAGUCAUUGUUGCGGCAUUUUCUGUCGUGCAAGUAGUGGCGUUUAAUUUGAUUUAGUUCAUGACUCAUGGUGAUAGAUCGAUAUCGUGAGAGUUCAUUCACUAACCAUAGGGAAUGUAAACGUUUGUGGAUCUGUCAUUGUCGUUCGAUUGGAUUCUUUUUUCACCAUUCAAAUCGAUUGCCAACAAGUUUCGAAGUCGUGUUCGAUACUUGUAGUAUUUGCGCGUACAUUUAGCAAUACAUUACAACUUCUUUGCUUUUAUAACUUCACUCAUUGCUCACAGUGAAUAACAGUCCCUAUGCCGUUCGGACCUUCGAUGUUCAGUUCAGAUGACUCUGGUGUCUGAAUUCCGUUCUGCCAAGGCCUAAUGGUGUCAUAAGAACCACCGAAAGUUGUAGUUAAUUAAUUGGUGAGUCAUUGCAAUGGUGAUUGUUUUUUAAACAAAUUUCGAAGUGUGUUUUUAGUGUUUUGUGAAUUUAGGUCUGUAUGAUAGCUUGUUUCUUUUCUCAGGAGGAAACUAAGAAUGCUGCUACAGUAAAAGAUGGGGUUCAACUCACUAUCGAAACAAAAAAGAACUCUAUGGUUGUAUCUCCAUCACCUAGCUACAUUAUUGAUGGUAAACGUCAAUCGAGGAGUCGUGAACAUAGUCCUUCAAGGCGACACCGCAAACGAAGUUGUGCACCCAGAUCUGAUCGCGGAAGUCCAAGUGAACGUGUGAGCUCUUCAAAACACAAACGUUCAUCCCACCAUUCGAGGCACAAACAUUCAUCCAGAAAGCAUCAUCACCGUGAUUCCCACUGUAGUGACUAUAAACAUCGUUAUCGCCGAAAGCAUCGACGUCACAGUUCAACUUCAUCUACCAGUUCAUCUAGUGAUACUAGCCCUGAAAGCAAACCUAGUCGGCGUGGAAGUCAUAAUGGUAGAAAUUCAACACAACUCCUCACAACAAGUUCCAAUGAUUAUUUCACUUCGCAACCGAAGCCAGAAAACCAGAACACUAACCUCAUUAUCUCAACGACGGGAGUCACCGUGACGACAAAUUCUCCGGCAGUUUCUAGUCAAAGUACUACGACGAAUGUUCCUGUGCAGCGGUUAACAGCACAAGAUAUAUUAGACAAAAUACAAAAGCAUCAACAAGAGCAAGCCAAGGCUCAAGCAUUAGCCGCUGCCGCCGCCGCGAAGCUCCCGAAAUACUACAACCCAACCACUGUCAACGCCGUUAAACUCGCGGAGCAACAACAAAAGCGCAAACUAUUGUGGUCCAAAAAAGAUGGUGAAAACACUAGUUCUGAAAGUAAAACUCUUUGGACAGCCACAUCUCUAAUUGCUGGAAAAGGUGAUUCUGCAGCUGCAGCUAAAUUUCGGAAAUUGAUGGGAAUUCAUGAUUCUUCUGAAGAAGUCGUGGACGGAAGUGCUGCUCAUGUCAAUGAAACUGAAGCUUUGCGUCGAGCUGAAGCGCAAGCUGAACUUUUCCGGCGACUUGAACACGAAUAUGAGAUGUCUCGUACCAUAACACAUACUCAGCGAGGCGCCGGUCUUGGUUUCAGUUCAUCCAGCCAUAUCGAUUACAAUGCAUAUUCUGCUAUGCAAAGUGAAAAAGACAAAAACCCUAAUUUAUAAUUGUAUUUAUCUCACUAGAAAUCACUUGUACAGCUCACCGAUAUUUUAAAGAAUAAUUUACCUAAUUAUUUUCAAACA